Molecule: messenger RNA, 945 nt
Organism: Cetraspora pellucida
Lineage: Eukaryota; Fungi; Glomeromycota; Glomeromycetes; Diversisporales; Gigasporaceae
Source: the annotation of a GenBank genome assembly
AUGAAAGGCUUAGUUGAUUAUACAUCAUCUUCAGAUAACGAUAGUGAAGAGGAGUUAAAUCGUGAUAUUAAAAAACAUAUUAAAGAAACUCCAAGUUCUGAAAACAAAAAUAUUAUUAGUGGAAAAGGCGUGAAACGAAAAGCCAAAGAUAUCGAUAAAUAUGAUACUGAAACAGAAACUGGUUCUGUGCUAACACCGAAAGUAAAAACAAAGAAAUUACCACCGUUGCCCCUAGAGUUUUUAGAACUAUAUCAAGAUGAACGACGAAAAAAUUAUACAAAGCAUAUAGAAGACCCAUUAAGUCAUCAAGGGCGAACGCGAGCCAAACCACACGUUGAAGGCAAUUGGGCUACACAUGUAUAUAUGGAAGUUGUUAUUCCCGAGGAUUUCAAGUCAUUACUUCGAAAAAUGAAAAGUUGUGCACAGAACGCUGCAAGAGAAACAAGCUUUAAAUUUUUUGAAAAUGACAUGAUAUCAUCUGUUGACUCGCAAAAAAUAGUUAAUGAUUCAAAGUUACAUAUCAGUUUGUCUAGACCUUUAUUUUUGAAAUAUUUUCAAAUAGAAAAAUUUUGGGAAAAUUUAAGGAAAGGCUUUGAGAAUAAAAAACGAUUUUCUUUAUCAUUUUCUGAAAUUAGCCAUUUCACUAAUGAUGAUAAGACUAGAUCUUUUCUUGCUUUAGAAGUUGGUGGGGGAGUUAACGAGUUAAAGAUAUUGUUAGAACAUGUCAACAAAGUAGCUAAAGAUUUUCGACAAAAUGAAUUCUAUGAGAAUCCUCGAUUUCAUGCAAGUGUUUUAUGGUCACUCGGAGACAAACCAAUAUAUGAAUCAUUACGUGAUACAGUUAUAAAUUCAGGAUUUGAAGAUAUCAUUAGAGAUUAUGUAUUUAUCAUUAAUAAAAUGGUUUGUAAAAUUGGUAAUAAAACAUUUUUCGUAGAAUUAUUAUGA